Alligator mississippiensis (American alligator) is the source of this 17235-nucleotide messenger RNA. RefSeq names its product glypican 6 (gene GPC6). The transcript is spliced from 9 exons. Gene Ontology annotation, cellular component: cell surface; extracellular region; plasma membrane. Lineage: Eukaryota; Metazoa; Chordata; Crocodylia; Alligatoridae. Bases 383 to 2059 code for a protein of 558 amino acids. Gene Ontology annotation, biological process: regulation of signal transduction; cell migration; regulation of protein localization to membrane. The record is from RefSeq and is a predicted model, not a curated record.
CACACACACACACACGGAGCCAGGCGCGCGCGCACACACGCGGAUACAUUAGCCAGUCCAGCCCCACAGAGCCAGGCAAGAGGCAGCGCCUGCCACCUCCAUCCAGCCCGGCGCGGGCGGGCAGAGCUGAGCCCGGAUCCUCCCGCCGGCCGCUGCCUCGGCCCGGGGCGGCGAAGACACGCCGGGGGGCGAGGGCUCGGCAGCACCCGCCACUGCGCGCCUGGGGAGGGCAGGGAGGGGGGCUCGGAAAAGUUUGCCUCGGCAGCCCGGGGGGUCUCCCUGUCCCAGCCCCCGGGGCGGGGGGGUCGGAUCUCACCUCGAGGCGAGGCGGAGGGGGCAGAAAGCCCCGGGAUUUACUGAGCUCGGAUUUGCCUGGCGCACCAUGUCUCCCCGGCUCUGCGCUGCCGCCGGGCUGCUGCUGCUGCUGCUCCUGCUGCUGCUGUCACUCGCGGCCGGGGCCGACGGCAAGGCUCGCAGCUGCGCCGAGGUGAGGCAGGCGUACGGGGCCAAGGGCUUUAGCCUCGGCAACAUCCCCUACCAGGAGAUCGCAGGAGAACAUUUGCGAAUCUGCCCUCAGGAAUAUACAUGCUGCACAUCAGAAAUGGAGGACAAGUUGAGCCAGCAGAGCAAACUGGAAUUUGAAAACUUGGUGGAAGAGACAAGUCAUUUUGUGCGCACGACCUUUGUGUCCCGGCACAAGAAGUUUGAUGAAUUUUUCCGAGAGCUUCUGGAGAACGCAGAAAGAUCCUUAAAUGAUAUGUUUGUACGUACAUAUGGGAUGUUGUACAUGCAGAAUUCCGAAGUGUUCCAGGAUCUCUUCACAGAACUGAAACGAUACUAUACAGGAGGCAAUGUGAACUUGGAGGAGAUGCUGAAUGACUUCUGGGCUCGGUUAUUGGAGCGGAUGUUCCAGCUCAUAAACCCCCAGUACCAUUUCACUGAGGACUACCUUGAGUGUGUGAGCAAAUACACAGACCAGCUGAAGCCAUUUGGAGAUGUACCCAGGAAACUAAAGGUUCAAGUUACUAGAGCUUUCAUUGCUGCACGGACCUUUGUUCAGGGGUUGACCGUAGGCAGAGAGGUUGCAAACAGAGUAUCAAAGGUCAGCCCAACCCCAGGGUGCAUCCGGGCGCUAAUGAAGAUGUUGUACUGCCCUUACUGCAGAGGACUCCCCACUGUGAAGCCUUGCAACAACUACUGCCUCAAUGUAAUGAAGGGCUGCCUAGCAAAUCAGGCUGAUUUGGAUACUGAGUGGAAUCUGUUCAUAGAUGCUAUGCUUCUGGUGGCGGAGAGAUUAGAGGGACCGUUCAACAUUGAAUCAGUCAUGGAUCCUAUUGAUGUCAAGAUUUCUGAAGCCAUCAUGAACAUGCAAGAAAACAGUAUGCAGGUGUCAGCAAAGGUCUUUCAAGGAUGUGGCCAACCUAAACCAGCACCUGCUUUAAGGUCUUCCCGCUCUGUUCCUGAGAACUUCAAUACCCGCUUCAGGCCAUACAAUCCAGAGGAGAGGCCAACAACAGCAGCAGGCACGAGUUUAGAUAGACUGGUAACAGACAUUAAAGAAAAACUGAAGCUUUCCAAAAAGUUCUGGUCAACUUUACCAUACACCAUCUGCAAAGAUGAGAGAGUAACAGCUGGCUCAUCAAAUGAAGAGGACUGCUGGAAUGGGCAUACCAAAGCAAGAUACCUACCUGAGAUUAUGAACGAUGGGCUGACCAACCAGAUCAACAAUCCAGAGGUAGAUGUGGACAUCACAAGGCCAGACACCUUCAUUCGUCAACAAAUUAUGGCCCUACGAGUCAUGACAAACAAACUGAAGAAUGCAUACAAUGGGAAUGAUGUGAACUUCCAAGAUACAAGUGAUGAAACCAGUGGCUCAGGAAGUGGAAGUGGUUGUACUGAUGACAUCUGUCCUACUGAGUUUGACUUCAUCACUACUGAAGCUCCACCUGUUGACUCAGACAGAAGAGAAGUGGACUCUUCAGCAACCCAAUCUAGCCAGUCACUCCUUACAUUGUUCAUGCUCUGCAUCAUCCUUGUACUGCAGAAACAAUGGAGAUAAUCCUAGAUCUGGUCAGAGAGACUGUGUUUUAGCUACAAAAACAGCCAACUUUCUUCUUUUCUUACACUUUUGGACAAAGGACCGUGCCACAAAUACUUACCGUUUUCUAUGAAAAGAGAGCAGUACUGCAACCUACUUUCCUUUUUGUUUUCCCAAAGAGUACAAGGUGCCAGAAUGAACUGCUUCCUCUUUUUUUCAGAAAUGUCUGAAGACAACGUCACUCAGAGUUCUUUCUCAAACCUUUAUUACAGGAGACUUUCUGAGCUUCAUUUUCUUUUAUGCUGCAGAUGUAAAGGGAUCUUAGAGUAUAUGUUUUUCCUUAACAAAAAAGAAAAAAAAAAAGAAACAAAGAGAACAAUUUUCCUUCUAAAUCAGGCCAAACCCAAGACUGCUGCAUUUUCAACAAAGAACAACAACAAAAAAGACAAAAAAGGAACAAAAAUGCAAAAGUUCUCUACUGACAGCCAGGCCUCCUUUAGGAGCUUCUGUAGGGUCAUCAAAUGAUCAUUACUGUUGUGAGGAAGUCUGAAUUUUUUCUAACACAAAGAUAAAAGUAUGUCUCAGUGGUGACUGUCUUGCACUCCAUCUCCCAACAACAUCAAAUUGGUAUGAAAGUAAAGAAGCUUAAAAAAGAAGCGUACGCGUAUCUUUUGACAUUACAGUAACACCACAAGGCUCAGAGUAUCAUGCUACAGUUGCAUAGGAUUUAAAUCAUAAUGCCCAGUAAACAUUUGAGUAGUGGCAGUAUUUCUCUUAGCUUUUUUCAGUAUUUAUCCAUGUUAUAUAUUUGGCACAGAUUUCUAGCUUCCCAUCAACAAAGGGGCUAUGCUAACCAAAAAAUCUUCCCACAAGGGUUUGGACAUAAAAUUAUCUCUUGUGAUAUAAUCUCUUUCCUUUUGCCACAGUUUUGACAUGGAUUAGAAUUUUCUGCUACUGUAUUCAUUAUCCUACCAAGAUGACAGUUCUCUAAUGGACUGGGAAUGGUGAUUGGAUCAAUCAGUGAGGUUCACAUAUAACUACAUCCUUCGUGUCACUUAGUUUCUGUAUCACAAGGGGUACUUUGCUACAAAAAGUCAAGACAAAGAAAUAUAUAGUACUGACAUGGAGAUUUCUUUCACUUUUUUAGUCUUAGUAUGAUCAUCUAUUUUUAUAUAUAUAAAUAUAUAUAUAAAUCACAGAUUUUAACUUCUUAAUUACAAGCUCAGGGUUGACACAUCUUUGUAAAGAAAAAAUGUUUUGUCAACCAGCUCUUCUUAUUUUGUGCUACUCUGAAAAGAAACCCUUUAAUGACUGAUGAGCAUAAGAAUGAAAGAAGAGAACUUUUUACAUAUCCAGUUGUCCAUUUCUGAAAAAGUUGCAAGCUGGGGGAGAGAACCCUUUUUGCGUGUGUUCAUUUGUGUGGGCAUGUGAGUUUGUGUGGGGUGCCUACAGAAGUAUACAGAGCCAUGUGACUUUAUUUGUGAUGGCAGUUGUAUUCUCAAAUGCGUGAAGAAUAUGUCACUUUAAUAAUCAUUGACUACAUAGUUGUGUCUCUGGAUAGAAUAUUGCUGGUUUAUAUUGGAUUGUACAACCCGAGGCUAUUUUAACACCUGAAUGUCAGGUGGUAGGCAGACAUCAAACCUGUCCCUCCCCCAACCAUAAAGGGCUUCUGUGAAAAUUUUGAGAGAUGAAAAUCAUUUCCUAAAAAUAUAUGUCCUCAUUCCUAUAAAUAAUCUAGAGUUAGUAUGGACAAGAUAUGAAACACUUUAAACCAAGCCAGCCACAUAAUAAUCAAAUUGUUGAACAUGUAAACUGCAUAUGUUCUAAUCUCUUUUUCUUGUCAAAUUAUAAUUAGCUACCAAUUCAACCAUUGAAUUAAAGUAGUAAACAUGUGGCACAAUAGGAAAAAGUAUACUUAAGCACUUUUACCAAAAUAUUUACAAACUAGCAACAUAUUAUAUCAAAUAAGAGAAAUAAAUUGUAGGCUAAGACACUGUAUUCCUUUUUAUGUUUUUGUUAUGUAUUUAAAACUGAUAAAUUCCUGUAUUGUUGAUCCAAUUCAGUAUUAUAUGUUUUCAUGCAGAAGCCACUAGCUUUAUGACCAUCUUCUGAUUCAUGUCACACAUUUCGUAGCUAGAUUUUUGCAGGUUUCAGUAAUUCUGACAAUUUGCUUUAAUGCAUGCUUUAGUUGUGAAAAUUAAAUCUCUUUGGUAACAUCAUCAGUCGAAUUAAAGCCAACUCAGACAGCAAAAUUGUCUGACUGGCAGUCUGGUCCAGUCUAAGCAGAAGUUCUUUCCUUCUAAUUCCAUCACUGACUAACAUAUACAGGAUCACAGGAAGGAUAUUUUUAAAACUCUUCCAUGGUCCUCAGACUCCUACAUAAUUAUUUGCUCUGCUACACUUCCCAAGACCUGUUCCAGAACACAAAAGGUUUCAAUUUCACUUUCUCCAUUAAGCAUUUAUUCUGCAGUACCUGAUGCCAGUCCCACCCAAUUACCCUGUGUCCUGAUGGUUAUAUAGUAUGUAAUGACAUAAACCAUAUCCACCUCUAUUGGGCAAAGCAGAGAUAAGGAUAAAUUUUAAAGCAAGGCAAUUCUGACUCCUUUCUUUCUUACUAGUUUUGGCACAGGUUAGGUCACCUGGGGAACUGCACUAAGCUGCACCAGCAGGGCAUGGUUGAAGUGCAUAGCUGGAAUCUAUUAUACUGUAAUCACUGGGCACUGACAGACAUGCAGCUCCCCACUAUAACUCAUGGCACUUUAUAUGAAGUGCUAUGAGUUACAGUAACCUCUUCUCCAUGCACGCCCGCCCCCUCCCCCCCAACCCAAAAGACAUUUGCUGUUGGGUCAGGGGAGGAAGGGGGGGGGGGAUGAUUAAGCUACACUUUGGAGCCAAUCCAGGAGGAGCUGUGUGUCUGCAGCCUCUAUCCCCUAGACACCUCCUCCCCGCACUUCAACCUCUCCCUCCAAUGUAGUCUGCAAAAUGGGAGAGGCAAAAGGGAGUGGGAGAUAGCUGCAGUCUGGGAUUUGCCCAGCCUGUGCUGGGGGUGGGGAAGGUGGCUUGCAGCCCCUCACUUCAGAGAGGUACUCCAACCUACCCUCCCCCACUCCAGCACAGGCUGGGCAAACCCCAGCCCACAGCUCCCUCCCACUACCUUCUCCCCCUCCUAUCCUGCAGACAGCACCAGGAGUGUGGCUGGGCUGCAUCAGUCCAGUCCUGCUCACACACAGGGACUGACAGAAGUUAAUGAAGGUGCUCCACUUUGGAGCGCCUUCAUCUGAACCUACAUUAUAUGACGGUUAAUUUGUCACAUGAUCAGGCACUUUUACUCUGCAGCCAUGCACUUCUGUCAGGGUACAGCUAUAGAGCACUUUCAGGGAGCCAGUCGCAUGACAAAACAUCACUUCUUUGAGCGCUCACUGAUCCCAUUGCCUGUAUCUAGCACCUCUUCAGCAGGAGACUUCAGGAAGGAAGGGACAGGAGCAGGUGAAUCCCCAGUAGGGGACUUGCAGGAGACUUCUUCUUUCUUUUCAUUACCUUAACAUUAGACAGAGUUUGGACUGUAGGACAGGAUCUGUUCUAUUAAAACAAAUUCAUUUCAGUGUAAGCUGAUUGGCUUUACUGCACCUACAUGAGGAAUUAAUUAUUUUCUAUAGUAUUUCCCUUCUGUUUGCCUACUAUUCAGAAAUGGUUCAGUGUCCUGACAUGGCAGUCCUUUUGUAUGAGACACCACAUGCACAUAUUUCAUGCUACUCUCUAAAGCUUCCUUUGCACAGAUGAUAUUUUUCUUAGACUUAAGGGAGCUGUUAUAUCUAAGGAACACAUGAAAUUGGGAAUUAGGAAAUAAAAAGUGCUCACAAGUGUACGAAUCUACAUCAUUUAAAGUACCUCUACUUGAAUCCCCUUAUUAUAAUAAUUAUUUUUCUAAAGAUAAUAUUCUUUGUGUACCACCAUUUCUUUUCUCUUAAUCAUUGUUAAAGGAAGAGAUAAUAAAUAAGGAUAAUAUACUCUACAGCAAACAGGACCUACAUUCUGAAGUAAAGUCUCUUUAUUGCGUGGCAUUCUGUUGUCACAGUCCAGAAGCCCCAUGCAUCUUUGGAGGAUUUCAGUGAAUUAGGUGUAGUAAUGAAUAACACAGUGGGUGCAGUAGCUUUUUGUCUGGUUUAUUUUAGUAUUCCCUUUAUUCUGUGUGUCCUCACAUUUGGGGGUUUCAGUGUGCAGCCAGCUUUUGUUUUGUACAACUGCAAGCUGAAUCACAGAUGUUGUUAGAAAUGAGGGAGUUUGCAACAGUGGGGUAGGAGGAAAGGAUGGAAAAAUCAGAUUGAGAUUUCUUGUUCAAAAUGAGAAAGAGAAGAAUAUUCAAUGUGUCAUAGAUAGGAUCCUAGUAAAAGCCAACACAUGUCAGUACAUCACACAGCUUGUUCACAUAAAGCUACUCAUUCUUUACAUCUUUUAGCAUCUUCAAAUGAAUGGUAAAUGUCAUCCUAGCACUGAGUGGUCUUCUAAAGAGGAACAUUAAAGAAGCAAGUUUUCCCCAACUGUCUGAACCAAUCCUGAUCUUUUUCAUGCAACAUAUGUAUGAUUUAGAACUGCCCUUGGAGAACUGCAAAGCACAUGCUAAUGCAAGUCAUGCUUAACAUCAUCUAUCUAGUUAUUAAUCUUAACCAACCUUAAGAUUUUCUUCAUAUUGUCAAUACAGUUUAAUUGCUAUUUCAUGCAAAUAUUUUUAACCUAUUUUAACAGAAAAAAGAAACACCAUGCCAGUUAAUAAGACUUCUGUGAUUCCCUCUUCACUUUAUACAUAUCAAAAAGCCACUCAAACAAAAUAUAGAGACUAUAGAAAAUCUAGCAAUAAAGUUGCCACAGAUUUUUAUAGAAGCUAGAAGAAUACGUGCAAAUUGCAGAUAUUGACAGAGAACCCAAAUUUGAAACUCCAUAAAGCUGGCAUUUAUAACACUAACCAACAAGUAAUUCUCUACUUCUGCAGAUCUGGCAGAUAAGAAGGAAUAGACCCAAUGAGAAUACAAUAUUCUGUGGAAUUGUGAAAUCCCCAAAAUUGAUAUGGUUUCAAAGGGAGAGAAAACAUUAAAAUGCUUAGACUAGAGGCAAUGUUGUAAAUAUACUUUCAGAAAGUGAGACAGACAACAAUGAACACCUUCCAAAUAAGUAAAGACAGACAGACAGUUCACUCAAUGGCAUAAUGUUUCCAUUCUGCACAGACACACUCACUGUGAUGAUCACUGCAAUUAUGCACCUUUUGUUAAGAAAAGCAGUGUACGAAAAUCUAGAUGUCUUGGUUAACUGCAGCACAGAGUGAAAAAUAAGUAACAUGCUACCCUCAUCAUUGAUGAUAAGGCUUAGGAGGACUGAAUGGAAUCCUAGAAUCAGAGGGUUCAAUGGGAUUUCCAGAGUCAUUUAGUCCAAACCCCUGCAUAAAAGCAGGAUGCACUGUUCCUGAAAUCAAGAAAGCAGGUUUAGAGAAGAGAAGCAGCAGUUUGAAAAUUUUUUUAGCAUCAGGGAAGGGAGCAGUCUUAAAGUUAUUCCAGUUACACACUUUUUUGACAGGCUGUUCCAUCUUCAUAGACUUAUUUCUUGACCAAAGUUAUUGCACAAUUAUAUGAUGAUAACUUGAUAUUGGUAAUAUUAAUUAUCCUUGUACUCUACUUAGCAUUGUUUUCAGUAAAAUGACCAUCUAGAUUAUAGUUUUAGCUUUUCUGGCAACUACCUAAUUAUCUUGUGUCACAUCUGUACUUUAUGUGUAAGAUACAGGUUCCAUUGAAGUCAAUGAGGGCAUUUUUAUACGUGUAAGUGCCGCAGCGCUGGGCGUUUUGAAAAGCGCCUGGCACUGUGCCGCAUGCAAUUGUAUAAGCAUCAAAAUGUGCAGCAGCACUGAGAAAAUGGCAGCAGCACACUUUUGAACUAAAACACUUUGGAGGUGCUUUAGUUCAAAAGUGCACUGCCGCUAUUUUCUACACACUGAUGCACAUCUUGACACUUGCACAACUGCACAUGGCACAGCGCUGUGUGCGUCAGCUCACAUGCAGAGCAGACACGAUUAACCAAGUUUGCUCAGAGGCGGCGGAUCUCUGCCACGUUCCCAAAUGAAAAUGUAUGUGUAUAAAUGCCUUUAUAGUUCUGCCGCUGACCUCAAUGGAAAUUCAAAAAGUGCUGGGCAUUUUCUGCAAAAUUUUGUAGAGCUCCUUUUUAUGGAGGGAUUUUUUGUAGUUUGUCAUUGGGUUUCAUUUAGAUUCAAAACCAAAACUUACAAAAUUUUCCAGGAAACAGACUGUAGCCCUGCCACCAGUCCUCACACGUAACCCACAUGCAGGGGAUCAGGAAACACUGCAGACAGAAGUGACUGUUUUUGCCCAACCUUCCCCUCAAGGGUAGGGCAGGUGUGUUGGAGCCCCCCUUUCCCCCAAGGAGGGGCUCCAAUUCAUCCACCCCACCCUUCAGCACCAGCUGAGGAGCCACAUGAAUAAGCUUUCACUGCCUCUUCCCCCUCCCUAUCUGAAAACAGCAAUCACUGGCAAAGAGCCUUAGCCACUGCUAUGGGAACCUGGGUAGAGGGUCCCAGCCCCCAGAGAGGUUCCCUUCUCACCUGGAACCAACAGUGAACUUCUGUUUGGUCUGGGGUAAGGUUGUAACUCAGAGCGCUUUGCAGAAAAUCUUCUGGUUAAAGCUGGGAGCUGCACUUCUGUCUGUACCCUAAGGCUCCCAACUAAGAGGUACCCUUCCUGAGAGAAACAACCUGAUUUCCAGAGAAACUUAAUUAAAACCAAACUAUUUCAUUUAAAUGGUUCCAUUUACCUAGCAGCUCCAAUUUCAACUUGUCUCUGACUAGGUACCUUCUGUAUUAUGCCUUCUGUAUUCACAUAUGGAUGUCUCAAGUGCACUCUCCAUGGUUUUUCCCCCUUCUCUAUUCCAGCCCUAGUAAAACAGUAAACUACAAAUUUCAGGAAAAAGGCAAUCUCCAGUGGUACUGCUUGUUUGUUGCAUCCAAAGCAACUGCAUUACCAAGAUCAAAGCUUGCAUUUUGGGGGUUUCUUUCAUAACCAAAAAUAGAGAGGCAACAAAAAGAAAAAAAACUUUUUCCCUCCUCUCAGCUAAAAUGCAUUGGUCUCCAAAUUGCCAAUAUUUCCUCUAGUCUUUAUUUAAGCAAAGGAAGCUAGAGAAGACAAAUCAUAUCCUUCUAAAAUCAGAAAUCAGUAAGACAUUUCCCAAAAAUCAAGAGCAGUAGUUGGCUUUUCGCUUUGAGGAGGAAAGAAGCAGGAAAGACCUCUACCUUGUCUAAAGUUAGAGACUAGUCCUUUAGACAGCUGUACUGUUGUCACUCCAUGAGCUAUUAUACCCCUACAGUGCUCCUCUGAACUUGGGUGCUCCCACUCAGAUUAUCUGAGACAGAUAAACUGUACUGUGUGCAUUCCAUCUACAGACUGUGAUAUUUUUUCUUCCAAUAAGGACAGUGAUGAGUGAUUAGGAAAAGCAUAGAUUGCAGAAUGAAACCCAACACUUUUUCAUGUGAAGAGGGAAGUAACUGGGAAUCAACAGGCCUACAACUGGACCUCACCACUAUCUUUUUCUUUUCUUUUACUCUCAGAAUUACUUUCCUUUUAGACUUGAUUUUACUAACUGGUAGUUUAUCGACAUGCAGUCAGGAAAAGGUACCAAUCAUACUUCUGAAUUUUGAGAUAUUUGCUUAGCUUCCUUGCUAGGCCUCACUCUUGUCUCAUUUUCUAGGCAUGCAGUCUAGCUCUGUACUGGGGGAAGAAUUCUGCUAUCUUAAAUAGAAUUAUGUGAUGCAGAGGCCUCUGCCCUAAAACCACAAAUAUCUGAGCAACAAAAGCUCAUCCUGUUUCUAUCUCACAUUUAUUUGAAUUACUAAUCUCCAAUAUUUGUCCAGUGAGCUUUGUUCUAAAACCCAAAAAGGGCAAGUCUCUGAGAUGUGGGAAACUCAAGGUGGAGUCCCUGGUCUGACUUAAAACUGAACAGGGGCAUGAGCCUAGGAUUCCCACAUCCCAGUCGAUGCCCUGACCCCCAGGCAUUUGCUUUUCAGAGCUCUCUCUCGCUCACUCACUCUCUCGCUCUCUCUCUCUCUCUCUCUCUCUCUCUCUCUCCCCAUCCAGAAAUUUCCUCCUAAAUCCAAUUCUGUUUUUUGUCAAAAAGUUUCUGACCAGCUCUGCUCUUAAUCUUAUGUGGUUUAAAUGACCAGCAUCCCUGUAGCUAUCAUUUCACCUAAAGCUAAGUCUAGUGCAUAAGAUGGUUCUCUCUUUCACUGAACAGCAUAGAAAUAGCUUUCAAUCUUCCUUCUAAAUAGCCUCUACAGAGCUCUUCUAUGUCUGCAUUUAAUUUAGCUCCAUGCCUCUUGCUUCAGUCAGGAAAGAUAAUGGCAACCAGAAACCUGAACUAUCCUUUCUCUUCUUAACAGGAUCUAUUGCACCUUACGUCUACCCCUUAUUUUAUACUCCAUAAUCAUCUAUUAGUAUAGUAUUAUGGCUUUUAAACUACACUUUGACUCAGUAGUUCCAGUGUGACAAACUAUUGUUUUCUUUUCAUGACAAUAGCAUAUAGUUUGCAUUUUCAGUUGUCCUGUUGUACUGUUCUUUCAGUAAGGCCAGUAACAAGGAAUUUGCAAUAUUGCUGAAAACAGAUAAGCUCAAAUUCAGCAUCAUCAACAAAGGUCUGAGACUGAUUCUGUAUGCAUUUGCUUUUGCUUGCUGACUUGCUUUGUUCCUAUUUUAUUUGGUUUUGGUUGUUUGAUUGUUUGCUUGGGUGGACUUUUCUCCUGAUAUUUGAAUAUUUUCAGUGUUGUUUUGUUUACAUUUAUAUUAACUGUAUGUGCAUUAGGUUAUAUGCAUGCAAGAUACAUAUAUAUGAACCAUUUAGAUAAUCACAUGGAGUAGACAGAUAUUCAAUAGUUCACUGAUCUCAGAAUAUGUCUACAGUGCAAAGCAGUGACAUGCAGAGAUACCCAAUGCCAGCUCUGUGUGUUCCUGCACUGAGAUUGGAAGCAGUGUAGCCACAUCAUAUCACGAUACCCAGGCUAGUUAGCUCUACUGAGAAAUACCAACUAUACUGCUUCUGAUCUGUGGAAUUAUAACAUGCACUGGGGAUCUCUACAGUGUGUUGCACAGAUAUACUCUGUGUUUUCACAUUAGCUACUUCUGCCCGAAUAUAGCAUAGGGUCUGAGAAAUCCUGAUACAGGAUCUAACUCCAAACGUCCUUCAGGAUUUUGGGGGAAAUUCAUGUUAUUAAAGAAAGCUGGGGUGGGGUGCAAAAGUAUUUUAAAAUGGUGUGAUUUCAGGCAUCUAUGUGAAUAUGCACGUGCGUACAUGCACUAUUUCAGGCUUGUCCAACAUAGGGCCCGCAGGCCACCAUGCAGCCCUCCAAGCUGUUUCUGAGGCCUGAGGUGCUGCGACAGGAAAUGAAAGUAAACACUGUACUUUUGUUUCGGGGUGGUGAUGUGAUACCGCUUCCUGUGAGGUCUUUGAAUAUGGCUCGCCAGCCCACUGGGUGAUAAAAAGUUCAUGAUCCAGCCCCACAUUCAAAAAAGUUGGACACCUCUGCAUUAUUUUAAAAAAUGUUAGAGUCCCCUUCCAAAUUAAGUUAACCUGAAUGCACAAUGAUCAUUGGUGGACAUUUUGCACUCAGAGAGCUAAAGAAGCCCAAAACUACAUUAAACAUGGAACAUUUAUAUGCAACCUCCCUCCCAUGUCACCUCUUCAUCUUUAUUAACAGAAAUAACAUUAUAUCUAUUAGCAGUUUGGACAGUUGUAUAACUAGGGGUGGGCAACUGAGACACCAGCCCCAGGCACCAAUUUUGAGGGAGUGCAAGAAUGGCUGCAAACCCACUGCUGGCCCACCUGCCACCACCAUCACUACCCAGAUGUCACUGCUGCUCAGGGCACAGAAAUUGCUUCUUACACCUCUGCAUUUCAAUACGUUUACAGAUUCAAGGGCAAGUUUGUUAUUUAAAUACAGAACAGACAAAAACUUGAAUCAGGAAACAACUGAUGACUGUAUGUGUUGAUUAAAUUUGUAUGGACGUAGACAGCUUGUAAGAACUUUGCCUAAAAACAUGGAAAUUAUUACUACAGUUUUUUUUAUUGCUGUAUUUAGAAUAAUAUUUAACCUAACUGAAUGUCAAGCAAUGAGGGGAGAGUCUUGCUCUAAAUUAGCAGUAGCAUAACUGAGGACAGGGCAACCAGGUCAGCAACCCCACACAUCGCCUUUGUUAGGGGGAGAAGGUGCAAAAAUAGUUGCAACUGCAGCAGCAGCUGAUUGUACCAUUGUAAUUGGCAUCAUGGGAGCUGACAUCUGCUCUGAGUGCAGAGAUGCCCAGCUAUUGGUCUGAAACUACAAUUUCAUCAUUAUUCUACAGAUACAAGAUUUCCACAAUCUUAAUAUUGCAGCCUAAUCUGAGACAAAAAAGAAAACUGAUUAUUUCACAUUUGGGACAUGGCAAAAAAUUAUAUGGUUUGUGUAUUUGAAGGAUACAAAACCAAAUACAUUACAAUUUAAAAGUAUUAAAAUUAGAAGUUCAGCUUUACUACUAUUUUGACUACUAAAGGUAUUAAUCUAGAUAUAAAUAAUAGAUAGCAGUAUACCAAGGCAGAGUUUGACCAUUUAAGGAAAAGAUUGUUCCUUCACUUUAUUAUAUAAAAAUGUAAUGAACCAUAGACAGAAAUGAAGACAUACAAAAACUGUUUUGAUAUAUUCCUAAAAUGGACUUUGGAGAUCCCAGUAUUUUUGGGUAAAAUGCCUUAAGUCAUUUUCAAUAGGGCUAAUGCAAUUGAAUCUUUCUCUACAUAUAGCCUUUUAUAAUAACUGCUCUAUAUACAACGCUGAACUGCUAUUUUCACUAAAAGUCAUGUACAGCCUUAUGAAUACUAGACCUGUCUCAUUACAGAAGACAAAUCAAGAAGUUUCUGCCUUGUUAUCUGUAAAUGCAAUUUCAAUCCAAAUUGUACAUUAACAGCUUCAUGAGAAGAAUUGCAGUACUACCUGAACUGGAAAAAUCUGCCUAAUGGGUAAACCCUAAAUUCUCCCAAGUUUGAAUCCUAGACCAUAUAUUUCCUGUCUUUUCAUCUUAUUUGCCCUAAUGGGAACCACAUGUAUUUUUAUUUCAGGCAUUUUCCUCUUUUUCUCAUUAUCAAAAGAGUAGUAUCUCUUUCUUUACAUUCCUCUUUGUCAACAUGAAAAAUCAGGAGAGGGACUCAAGAGGAACUUACCAUGUAGCAGUUCUUUCUUUUAUUGGCCAAGUCAGUCCUAGUUUAAAUAGAUGAAAAAGCCAACUGAAGAGGAUCUAUUGACUUCCUUAUAAGACAUCUAAAUUUGUCACCACCGUUUGCUGCCAUCUGCUACCUUACAUAGGAACUGAUUCUCUGAUGCUGUUCUAUAAUAGCAUGCCCCUAUGUACAGUGUAAAAUGAUACCAAAUCGGAAGUUGAUUUUCACACCAAAGGGGCAAGAUAGAACAGAGUCAGGUCCCUUCUAUCCUCAUUCACUAAUCUUUCCAGUCACUGAUCCAGACCUUUGACCACCAUGAACUACUUCAUUUUUGGCCAACUAUGUAUGAACUCCUAGCCACAAGCAUACAUCAUGACUGCUUUCAAACACCUCUUGUUUGUCCUGGGAGCAGCACACACAACUGGCUGUCUUGAAAUUUCAGGCAUAACUGCAAGAGUAAUCAACGGCUGCACUGCUGGAGCACAGUUCCUGCAGAUGUUUGUCUUCAUUAGGCAUGAAUAGGAGGGUGUUUAAUAUAGCACAUCUAGAGUGAAAAUGCAGGCACCCAGAUAAAAAUGCCUUUAAGUUUUAAUCCUCUGAUGGAGACCCAGUCAACUUCCUCUCUGUAGUAAGACUCCAGCUCCACUGUCCUCCAAGUUUUAAUCAUUUUCACUUUGAUUUAUUUAUCAAAAUCAGCAUCUGCUUCUUCCACUAAAAGAAAAUGCACAUUAGCUCUCUAGUCAGUGAAGCUAGACAGGCUUCUAUCCUCUGGACAGUAAAAUAAUUAUAAAACUUGUAAUAUAUUUGAAUCCAUCUUCUUUUUAAUGGUGACAUAUGGCAACUACAAGGUACAACUUUUUUCACAACUUCCUGCUUCCUCUUGAGCCACCACAGAAUGAUUAUCCUCUUAUUACAAAAUGCCUUUAUGGGGCUGGCCCUUUAAACUUGACCAAGGCUACCACUCAUAGUCCUGAAGUGUCUUUUCAGUAUACAACUCAUUUUCUUCAUCUUUUUCUCCAGUGACUAUGUGAUCCUUACUCCUGUUAUAUUCCCCUUUCAUAAUCCUGAAGAGGUGGCACAUUUCUGUAGUUACAUAUGCAUAUGAACAUGCAUAUGCAACCCAGUAAAUUAUAACUGUAUCCUCUAUAAAGAGUCCUCAUAACAGAAGUUUCUGCCUCUACAUAUACCUAACAUAGACUGAAUAGGCCAACAUAAGUCUGGACUGGGAUUAGUUUUUUGGAGGGCCUUAGAACUUGGGUUUCUGAUCUUUCUGCAGUUCUCUGGUAUAAAUGAGCAGUUUCUGCAGAUGUUAUUUAGCAGUAUCUGCACUGCUGAUCAGUAAGUUUCCAAAGGGAAAAAAAAAGGAGAUAAAAACAACAACCAGCCAUCAUCCCAUUCUUAUACAUUUUCAUGUUUUGCCUUUAUAAAGUUUGUCAUGUCUUGCUAUUGAGUUGAACAAAUAAUUGUAAAAGCUCACCAAGGUUUUCAGAAAAGAUAACUCCAUUUUCGUACUAGAACAAUAUUUUUUUUAAAUAUCAUCUCAGAAAGUGAAUAUGGUGAAAUAUUGAUUAUCAUUCCUCUCAUUCUAUUUUGGGACUCUGAUGAUAACAUACAAAAUCCACAAGAGAGCUGCUCUCACAGCUUAUGAUAUCAUCUGACCCCUCAACUGAAUUAUGGCUUUACAAUUGUACUUUCCCUAUCCAUUAUCCAAGAUCCUGAACUGCAUUACAGAAACCUACAAAAUAAAUUACCUGUGCAGCUACUGGAUUUUCUUAAUCACAAUUCUUUCCUUACCUGGCACUCUUCUCCAGGGAGGUUCAGCUGGUAAAAAUGCAUUCAAAAUCCUCAUUGAAUAAAAGGAACAGAAGUGCUUGACAUGUUCAAAACGUUCUUGGAUGCUGCUGUUUUGCCUAUCAUUUUUCCAUCUACCAGUGAGUCUUCACUGAGUCCAGUGCAGGAAGUUUAUAAUGGUUUUACAAGGCAGUGAUCAGUAAUAUAAAUACCCUUUUUUUCCUCAAACCUUAUUACAAAUGCUGUGUUUCUCAAGCUUGUUUCUCCCACGAUUUGUCAUGACAAAUAAGCUAACAAUGUCUACAAAUCACAAAGCAGCUAGACUACAAAAUGCUGUGUUCCUGCCCAGUAGAGAAGAGAUUUGGCUGCAGGGAUAUUCUGGUGGAUGGUUUUUCUGUAGGAGGGGGGUAUUUUUUUUUGGUGGGGGGAGUCAUUUACAUUCAUCAUAUUUUUCUUGCUGAAUCUGUCUUUUUCAUGUACCUUGGAAUUAGCACCAAGUAAAAAAUGACCUAUUGUCAUUACAAACUCACUAUUGUAACUACACAUCUUCUCAUAAUAUAGGCAUGUACUAUUUCAGCCAAAGCUGUUGUGCCUGGUGCAGUAUUGUGUUACUAGACAAAGGCAUUUGAAAAAGGCUAUACAUUUUAUUUUCAAAAUCAGUGUUUUAUUUAUUUGCCUGUAAAAAAGACCCUCUAAGUGCUUAAAGCACAUUUGAGAGCUAAGGUCUGAUUAAAAUAUUCAACAACAGAUUGAAACAACUCAUGUCCUCAAAUAAUAAUUUAGUUUGCCCUGCCUUUUGCCUGCAUACAUUUUUUUCAACAUAAUGCUUUUCAGACAGAUCACGCCUUGUUAGUUCUCUUCUUCAUUCUAUACAUAUAUUAAUGAAUAUGUAUUUUCACUGACAACAGUGCAAGGCACAAUUAUUUCUGUCAUAAUGUUAUUCUUCUCUUAUCCAUGUGCAUAUUUAAAAGGAUAAGGAUCUUAAAAUUUGCAGUAGCUUGCUGAAGAGUCAAGUCAAUAAUCACCUGACCACUACCAAAGGCCUAACUCUUGUUAAGGCACCAAUAGCUAAAAUAUUUUAAUUCUGUUGAUAGGACCUGGAAGGGCACUCUUAGAAUUCACUUCAUCAGUACGUGUCCACAAAGACACUUCUGCAUAUGUUCAAGGUUAUUUUUUUUUCAAAUUGGCUUGCAUCUGAUUGGGGGGAAGGUGGUGGGACAUUUCUCAAAUAAGCAAUAAGAUGCAGUGGAGACUCUUGUUAUCUUGAUAUAAUCAGACCAAGAGAGCACUCAAAGGUGAAUGGAUGUUUAAGUGCACUGAAUUUAGAGGUAUCAGGAUCUCACCUGAAAAAAUCCUAUUGCUACUAAAAAAAGUCUUUACUGAAAAAGGCAAGUCAUCAGUUCUGAACAUUGAAAAAGUCUGAUCAGAGACUGUUAGAGAUGGUGGGGUAACUGGCAUCACCUGUGACUGGAACUCCAUAAUGGGGAGCCCUUGCAAACAAAUAAUGCCAGCAGUGGAAUCCCAGUCAGAGGUUGCCAUGCCAUGUAGGUCCAGAAACCCCCAUGCACCAUCUGUAACUGAAAGUCUCAGUUAAAUGUUGGCUUCACCAGAAAUAUCUUCUGUUUUAAUCUUUGUUAGCAAAACAGAAUGCGCUUCCAUUUGUACUUCCGUUGACAUCAACAGGAGUUUUUCUAUUGACUCCAAGGGGAGAAAAAGCUAAUAUAGCAAGCUCACUACUAAGAAGUAUAAUUCUGUGCUUAUAUCCUCCAUUUGCAGAGCUACAUUUAUGAUAUGUAUUAUUUUCUUUCAUAAUAACAAUAGUAAUAAAGUGUGGGGCAAUCUUUUACACUGUUGCUAAUAUAUUCAGUACUGUAUGUAUAUAUACUUGACACCUCAGUGAAGACUUUGACAUGCCUUAUUCAUUCUAGUUAUUUUUAUGGUAUGGUUUUGUUAGAUUGCUUUACCAUAUAAAGAAUAAAACUAUAACUGUUCUGACUUAAAAUUGUCCAAUUCCUUCUUACCCAAACUGUUAAACAAAAGAUGUGUUCAUCAGCCCUCCUCAUGCUUAAUCUUAUCACCUUCAUCAAGCUUUAUGAAGGGAAUGUAAACUGGUGGUUUGAAAACAGGGAUUUGGUACCCUCUGAUGGACUACAAUAAAUAUCUAAAGUAAGUACAAA